Messenger RNA from Sciurus carolinensis (gray squirrel), 6110 nucleotides. RefSeq names its product katanin interacting protein (gene Katnip). The transcript is spliced from 29 exons. The record is from RefSeq and is a predicted model, not a curated record. NCBI's taxonomy places the organism in Eukaryota, Metazoa, Chordata, Mammalia, Rodentia, Sciuridae. Bases 23 to 4897 code for a protein of 1624 amino acids.
CCCGGAACCGCCGCCGCUAGGGAUGGAUGGUCAGACUCUGCGAAAGGCUCAGAGAAGUCGGUCCUGCUCUCGGGAGAAAAAGGAGGGUUACACUGAGGACAUGGUGACAGACUUUGAUGAGAAACAUGAUGAGUAUUUAAUAUUGCUUCAGCAAAGGAACCGGAUAUUGAGACAUCUGAGAGCCAAGGACCCCGUGCAGCUGAGGCUGGAGCAUCUGGAGCAGGGCUUCUCCGUCUACGUCAAUGGGGCCAACUCGGAGCUGAAGACGUCACCGCGCAAGGCCACGCACGCCGAGGGCGCACACGAUCAUGGACGAAGAAUUCCAUUUCGAGAAACUGAAGACCUCUUAAGACGCAGUUCACGGACGGCCCCCAGCAAGGUCCAGCGCCGAGGAUGGCACCAGAAAUCGGUGCAGAUCCGAACAGAAGCUGGCCCGCGGCUCCACAUUGAACCGCCUCUGGACUACUCAGAAGAUUUUGAGCCCCUGGAGGAUGUGACUGUCAAGACAAAGGAUGCUUCUGGAGAUCAUGCCCAGGAUUCCAAGUCCCCCCGCAGCACCACGCCCUGUGACUUCAGCCUCUCCCUUCUGAGCACGCGUGAGCAUCCUGAGCCUGCGAGCGGCAGGGACAAGGAGAGGAUCCUCCUGACCAUCCAGGAUGUGAUGGAACUGAGGAAAAGCCUGGAAGCCAGUGUGAAUCGACAGAGGCAGACGGACAGUUCCAGCGACGAGUACGACUCAGUGGAGGAAGACGUGCUCUCCGAGCCCGAGCCCGGGGACCAGGCGCCCGGGGGAAGCCCCAGAGACAACCCCACUCCUUCCAGAGGACGCUCAGUCCAGAAGGACGUGUCCGAGGACCAGGAGGCAGGACGGCCUUCCCAGGGCCCAGACACCCUCGUGGUGCUGGAAUUUAACCCGGCUUCCAAAAGUCACCGGAGGGAGAGGAACCUGUCUGCCAAGCGGAAGGACAACGCUGAGGUCUUCAUUCCCAGCAAACCGGACCUGAUCGUGAACCCCCCACCACCCGCCGCGUUCCCAGACCCGGAGAGGGCCUGCUCCAGGCCUGGAAGCAGGCGAGAGAGACCCCUUUCAGCAACCCGCAAACCCGUGUGCACGACUGAGGACCCAGCGGAAGACGCCUGGGCGGUGCUGCGAGCCAUCCAGGUGGAGAACGCUGCCCUGCAGAGGGCCAUCCUCAGCAGAAAGGCUGAGCCCCAGGCCAGCCCACCGCAGGAUGCUGAGGGGCCACCAGCCAAACCAUGGAGCAGUCUGCUGCCGGCCAAGGACGAGGCCUCUGAGCUGCCUCCCAAGGCCCUGGUGACCACCAGCCCUGAGCCGCCCAGGACAGCAGGGGGAGCCAGAGCCGUCAGCCACGCCAUCGACAGGAUCGGCCUCUGGGGGUGCAGACAACAGCAGAAGCUUCUGAAAGUCCUGCAGGCCAUCGAGAGUGACUCCGCCCACUUCAGCGGGAUGGUUGUUUCCAGCAAGGAGCAGGACCUGGACCCAGAGGACAAGUGGAGAAUGGCGCCAGCGGAGGUCGGAGAGGCAGUCCACGUGACUAUGGAGAUCCUGUCCACCUGGGGCAGCGCCUCGCGGGUGGGCCUCACCGAGGUCGAGUUCUUCGACCUGAGCAGCACGAAGCUGUACGUGUCGCCCCACGACGUGGAAGUCCGGAGUGCCGGGGAGCCGGGGCAGGCGGGCAGCCUGGUCAACAGGGACUUAGCGAGCGAGGGGGACCCCUCCGUGUGGACCUGCCCCUUCCACCCGCCGCUCCAGCUCUGCUUCGUGAUCCGGAACACAAGACAGCUGCGUGACUUCCGCCUGGGCGAGAUCAAGGUUUGGAAUUACUGGACCAUGGAUGGCGACCUUGACGUCGGCGCCAAGGAUGUGAAGCUUUACGUCAACGGAAACCUCCUCUUCGAGGGCGCGUUGGAGAAGGGGGACGGGGAGGCGCCGGCCGGCCACACCAUCCCCGUGGACCUGAAGCGCGAGAGGAGCGAGGACGCCCUGGGCGCUCGCUGGGCAGAAAGCCAAGAUGCCCCCCAGACGGCUGGCGGGGACGGGCACGAGGAGCUCAGCCCCCACGGCUCGGAGCCCGCCGGGGCCUUGAUGGCCGUCAGGCUUCCCUCACCAGGAAGUCCGUCUGGAGACAGGGCGAGCUCUCCUGAGCGCACCGAGGACCGUCCCUCCAAGUCGGCGGCAGCGCCCGGCGCCCCUCCGCCUGCCCCAGCCCCGUGCCAGGAGCCCUCCCUGCUCCAGCAGCUGGGAAGCCUCGCGGGCGGAAGGCUCUGCCAGGCCCCGGGGAGGGCGCCCUGCUGGCUGCAGCCGGACCCCACCGGGAAGGGCAGGCCGAAGGCGGGCGGGAAGCCGCGGCCCCUCUGGCUCAGCCCCGGGAAGCCGCUGGACGGGGACAGCAGGCCCUCCGAGGACACCGCAGGGGAGGCUCCUGGAGAGCCGGGGGCCGAGGACAGCGAGCAAGGGCAGGCCACCAGCCGGAAUGUCCUCGCCAGGGAGAGACCCCCGAGGGGCCCGCCCAAGGCCCACGGCGACGACCUGGACUUCCUUGGCCAGCCCCCCAACAGGGAGCGCCCGGCCAGCGGGCGGAGGGGCACGAGGAAGGACGCCCUGGGCAGUGGGCACGGGGACGCCAGGCCCGCCGGCAGAGAAGACUCGCAGGCCGCCGGGUCGCAGGGGCACAGCCAGCAGGAGCGCACGCUGCGCGAGUCGUGGGACUCGCUUGGCGCCUUCGACCGCUCGCACCGCGGCCGCCUCUCCAGCCUGGACUUCCAGGGUGACGUCCUGGACGAGUUCCUGCAGCAGCAGAGGGGCAGCCGCCCCGGCCACCAGCCACCGCCCUGCGGGGAGGACCAGCCACAGCCUCCGAAAGGUCAGGGCGACGGCUCCGUCGAGCCAGGCGGCGGCAGUGACUUUAAAAUCCCCGUCUUGCCUUACGGACAGCACCUGGUCAUCGACAUCAAGUCCACCUGGGGGGACAGGCACUACGUGGGCCUCAACGGGAUCGAGAUCUUCAGCGCCGAAGGGGAGCCCGUGCACGUGCUGCGCAUCACCGCGGAGCCCCCCGACAUCAACGUGCUGCCAGCCUACGGGCAGGACCCCCGCGUGGUGGCCAACCUCAUGGACGGGGUGAACAGGACGCAGGACGACAUGCACGUGUGGCUGGCCCCCUUCACGCCGGGCAGGUCCCACUCCAUCUCCCUGGACUUCGCGCGCCCCUGCCAGGUGGCGCUCAUCCGGAUCUGGAAUUACAACAAGUCGCGGAUUCACUCCUUCCGCGGCGUCAAGGACGUCGUCAUGUGGCUGGACGCCCGCUGCAUCUUCGAUGGGGAAAUCGCCAAGGCCUCGGGCACCCUGACGGGAGCCCCCGAGCACUUCGGAGACACCAUCCUGUUCACCACGGACGAGGACAUCCUGGAGGCCAUAUUCUGUGCCGACGAGACCUUCGACGUGGACGCGGAGGCCCUGGGCGGCCUGCAGCUGGAGGAGGCGCUGCGGAGGCCCAGCACGGCCGACGGCGAGGGCCACGAGCGUCCCUUCACCCAGGCCGGCUCCUCCGCAGAUGGCCAGGUCCCAGGGCCAGAGCUACCACCCAGUCCCCCGGCUGCCCCGGAUGUGGACAGCACGCCAGAGCCGGGCAUCUACCACGGCCUCUGCCUUCAGCUGAACUUCACAGCCUCCUGGGGGGACCUGCACUACCUGGGGCUCACCGGCCUGGAGGUGGUGGGCAGGGAUGGCCAGGCGCUGCCCAUCCACCUGCACCAGAUCUCUGCCUCCCCCCGGGACCUGAAUGAGCUCCCGGAGUACACGGAGGACUCCCGCACGCUGGACAAGUUGAUUGACGGAGUCAACAUCACCAUGGAGGACGAGCACAUGUGGCUGGUCCCCUUCUCUCCGGGGCUGGACCACGUGGUCACCAUCCGCUUCGACAGAGCCGAGAGCAUCGCUGGCCUGCGCUUCUGGAACUACAAUAAAUCUCCCGAGGACACCUACCGAGGGGCCAAAAUCGCCCACGUGACCCUGGACGGCUUGUGCGUGUCGCCCCCCGAAGGCUUCCUCAUCCGGAAGGGACCUGGCAACUGCCACUUCGACUUUGCUCAAGAAAUCCUCUUCGUGGACCACCUGCAGGCUCAGCCCAGGCCCCCGCCGGCCAGGAGGCUCAGCAUGAGAAGCUCGGAGCGCGCCAGCAUGGACUACGAGGCCCCGCUGAUGCCCUGCGGCUUCAUCUUCCAGUUCCAGCUGCUGACCAGCUGGGGGGACCCCUACUACAUCGGGCUCACCGGGCUGGAGCUGUACGGCGAGCGGGGCGAGAAGAUCCCCCUGUCGGAGAACAAUAUCGCGGCCUUCCCGGACAGCGUGAACUCGCUGGAGGGCGUGUGCGGGGACGUCCGGACACCCGACAAGCUGGUGGACCAAGUGAACAACACCAGCGACGGCAGGCACAUGUGGCUGGCCCCCAUCCUGCCCGGCCUGGUGAACCGGGUCUACGUGAUCUUCGACCUGCCCACCACCGUGUCCAUGAUCAAGCUGUGGAACUACGCGAAGACGCCGCGCCGCGGGGUGAAGGAGUUCGGGCUCCUCGUGGACGACCUGCUGGUGUACCACGGGAUCCUGGCCAUGGUGGGCCACCUGGCCGGGGGCAUCCUGCCCACCUGCGAGCCCACGGUGCCCCACCACACCAUCCUCUUCACCGAGGACACCGACCUCUGUCACCAGGAGAAGCACACGGCCAUCAGUAACCAGGCAGAGGACCAGGACGUCCAGAUGACCAAUGAAAACCAGGCCGUCACCAGCUCCAGAAGGAAGCCGAGCGCGGCGGACCCAGCCCUGCGCCCCAAAACCUGCGUCAGUGAGAAGGAGCCAGCCAGACGGCGGCGGUGCUGACGCUGAGCGCCCAGCCCUGGGCCAGGGCCUCAGUCCCCGGUGUCACCACCAGGAUCCCCGAGGCCCAAGAAUCACAGCUCAGAGGGACAGGCGGCCAUGGGGACACAGGCUGCCGCUGCCGGGUGACCGUGCCCUGCAGCUUGGGCUGCUGCGGGAGCCGGGGACCCUGCCCGGUGCCUCCCAGCACAGCGCGGCCGGUGACCACCAGGCCUGCCCACCCGCCUCAGUCCCGGAGCUGAGGUGGGCGGGCCUCGUCCAGCUUCUCAGGCCCCGCAGGGUCAGCAGCGGGAGGCCGGCCCUGGAGAAGGCCAGCUGCACACUCGGGCUGGCAGGGGGCCGUGUCUCCUGGGCCCCAAGGUCUGCCCGGGCUUCCGCCAUCCCCCGUUUAUCCAGGGUCCCCCAGGCCCAGUGGAGGAAAAGGGGACCCUCGGGGGCUGGCCUGGGGCCUGUCGCUCGCCAAGCCUGAGACAGGACUGGCCGUGGCGUGCAUCCUGCGAGGGAAGGACGCGAGCAGGGCCUGCCAGCGCCUGGACGCGCCCUGGACUCGGCCCUUGCCCCCUCGGCGGGGCUGCCCAGCCCUCCGCCCGCCCAGCCGCCGGGAGCUGGGCGCGCCGCACCCCCGCGGGAGCCCCGAGCCUCCCUUUCCUUCUAUGUAACAAGCUCGGAUCAGGAGCCUAAUUGGUUUCCCAGUGGUGGGUAAUUUCUCGUUCCAAAUAUUAAUCCGUUGUUUUCCUGGCGCCCAGCCCGGCGCUGCCUCUCCGAGUGCGUUCCCACGCAGCCCAGCCGCACAUCCUUGAUGAGCUUCGCAGCCGGCCGGGCGGCCAUGCAAAUGCGCUCUUCGCAGGGGCGGCUGAUGUGCAGAUAGCAAUGGUUUCUCCGGGGAAGAUCCAUCAUCGCCAGCUCCCAAGCCCCUGCUCCCGCCCAGCUCCAGAUGUGCCCAGCCGCCGGGCCCCUGGCUCCCACCCCAGGAGCGCUGCCCUGGAGCUGGGCUGGUCACCGAAACAGUGCCAUUGCCCCGAAGGGAGCCCGACCCUCCAUCCCGCUCCGCCUGGGUGGGUGGGAUCCGCAGGGGGCACGCUGGCUGCCAGGACCUCGGUUGGUUUUAUAAUAAUCGUAUGUACCAUGCAAUUUAGGAGGGAAAGGAGCUGUAAAGGCAUUAACUUGAAAAUAAAUUUCUAUUUUUUUCUCUUGCAAAAUCAAUAAAAGAUGUUAU